GUCAGGAGCCAAUGGGGGCUCCCUGCUGUCCCUCCCUGCGAAGCCAGGCGCCGCGUCCCCCCUCCCAGCGUGGCCUUAGUUUUUAUAAACCAUCCCGAGCUGGGGGCGAGCAAGGCCGCCCCGUCCAGCGCUCCGUCCCAGGCACCAGUCGCCCCGGCUACGGUGGCUUGGCGCGCCAUGAGCUGCUGGGGGCCUCCGCCGCCGCCGGGCCGAGGCGAGGAGGAGGGAGGCCAGGAAGAGGAGAAGCAGCAGCAGCAUUGGCGGCGCGCUCGCCUUCAGCGAGGCUCUUGGGCACAGGCAGCAUGAGCCGCGCAGGCAGCGGCUGGGAGAUGGAGGCGCUGCGGGCAGACGCCGGCGGCGGCGGGAGCGGCGGGAGCAGCAGCGGCCGGGGCCAGUGCCGCAAUUUCCUAUCGCCGCCGGUCUUCGGGGCGGCGCCGCCGCCGUCGAGUCGAGCCGCGGGUCCCGCCGCCUCCUCGGGCUUCCCCUACGAGCGCUCGGGCUCGUCGGCCGGGGCGCGCUCGUCGUCGUCGUCGUCCGAGGCGGCCCCUUCCAAGGACUGCUCCAGCGGUGGGCCCCCGACGGCCACGGCCGCGGCUGCCGCGGCCGCCGCGCUCGGCUACCACCCGGGCUACCACCCCUUCGGUAACGGCUACUACAGCUGCCUGCAGCAGAACGCCGCGCUCAAAGCCUCCCCGCACGCCGCCUUCCCCGUGGAGAAGUACAUGGACGUGGCCGGCCUGGCCAGCACCAGCGUCCCGUCGGGCAGCGACGUCUCCUCGCGAGCCAAGGAGGUCUCUUUCUACCAGGGCUACGCCGCUGCCGCCGCGGCCGCCGGCCCUUACCAGCACGUGCCCGCCGGCUACCUGGACGUGGUCUCCACCUUCGGCUCGGCGGCGGCCGGCGAGCCCAGGCACGAGACGUACAUCUCCAUGGAGGGCUACCAGUCGUGGACUUUGGCCAACGGGUGGAACGGCCAGGUGUACUGCGCCAAAGACCAGGCCCAGGGCUCCCACUUUUGGAAGUCCUCCUUCCCAGGGGACGUUGCACUAAACCAGCCGGAUAUGUGUGUCUACAGACGAGGGAGGAAGAAGCGCGUGCCUUACACGAAACUGCAGCUCAAGGAACUGGAGAGCGAGUACGCCGUGAACAAAUUCAUAAACAAGGACAAGAGGCGGAGGAUAUCCGCGGCCACCAACCUCUCCGAGAGACAAGUCACUAUUUGGUUUCAGAACCGCAGGGUCAAGGACAAGAAGAUAGUCUCCAAGCUGAAGGACAAUGUCUCCUGAUCCGGGCCCAAAUCGGUGUUUUUUUCCGGGGGGAUCUAUCUCUAUCUAUAAAUAUAUAUAAAUAUAUAUAUUAAUUGCAAACCAUCCACUAUCGGCUCAAAAAGACUUUUGGAAAGACUUGAAAUAUAUUUAAUAUUUUCCCCCGGGGGGAGGGAGGAACCUUGUUGAAGUACUUAUAGGAAAAAGGUUCGCAAUUUCUUUUUCGGAUUUACUUGCAAGUGUUAGAUUUCCUCUCCCCCCUUAAAAAAAGGGUCAUUCUCCUUCAUUGUAUUUUGGUAGGUUCUGUUCCCUUCCCUCUCCCACGAGGCCUUCCUGAAAAACCGCUAAACUAGCCUUAAGAAUAUGCUAAGUGCUAAAAGGUGUGAUUAUAGAUAGAUAUAUAUAAUCUAUCUAUAUAUAUAGUCUAUCCUUAUCAUCGAUCUCCCGAAUUUUCAUAAUGGACCAGAAGACAAUAAUUAUGUGCAAGGGAGUUGUGAUGAUGACGUCAACGCCAAGGUAAAUGAAGUCGAGGGUCGCCACUGACCUCUGACCUUAAUGUGAAAUUACUUUUUAAAAAAGAGGACUGCAUUUUUCCUUCCGCCUCCUCCGAAACCGAUCCCCACUGAGCUUAAACCGGAGUCAGGGGGUCCCAGUUUUGAAGACCUACCGUUCCAGGCUUAAGCAAAGUUCAUUUAGGGGAGUAUACACUGUAGAAACGAGUUCGAAAUUCGUCCCAAGUCCAUCUGUUUAGAAUGGGGCGGUUCUUAGGUUUAUAAAUAAUCUUUUUGAAACCAACCCCAAAAUGCAUUGUGAUUAGGUAGCCCACCUCCCACACAUUUUCUGCGGGUAGUGGGGGGAAAUAAUCGGUUGCUUUAUGUACAGUCAAUGGAGUCUGAUUUCCUGCAGUAGUGAAAGGCAAGAUCCGACCGAAAGGAAACCUACUUUGCGCACGGUAAAGUUAGUUCCACUAAGUCCCGUGUCGGUUUGCUGCCAUGUAUGCUGGAUUAUUGGAACCAAACGUGGUUUUUUAAGUGCUUUAAAUUUUGGCCGGAUCCUGCCUGCAAUUUUUUGAGGGGUGCGUAUGUGUACGCGUGUGUGAAGUGGAAGUGGUGAUGUUGGGUUGCUCGCUGUUGCACGCAGUCUGCAAGCGAGGCUUAACACGUAAGCUCUUUUCUAUUAUUGUCGUACUAAGACCUCACGCGCUGGGCUGAAUUCUCAACUUAGUACAGUGGCCUGGAGUUCCGGGGUUUUUAAACCGACUGUGCCUAAUAUGUUUAGUUUGUAUAAAGGUGUGUAUAAAUCGAUGCGUAUUUUUAUAUAAAUAUCGGGACGUUCUGUUAACUCUUCUGUUUUGUUUCCUCCUCCACAAUCACAAAAAAGCAUUCGCUUUUAACUCUUCCUGGGAACGGACAGGCUUCUGCUCAGAGGAGUGGGAGCUGGGGUUUGGAAGCUUUUGUUAACUACAGUAAAUGAAACGGGUGUUAGUGCAAGAAGCAAUAAAUGACAAAAAAUA
Molecule: messenger RNA, 2778 nt
Organism: Podarcis raffonei (Aeolian wall lizard)
Lineage: Eukaryota; Metazoa; Chordata; Lepidosauria; Squamata; Lacertidae
Gene: HOXD13
Product: homeobox D13
Exons: 2
Coding region: 12-1286 (424 amino acids)
Biological process (GO): regulation of transcription by RNA polymerase II
Molecular function (GO): RNA polymerase II cis-regulatory region sequence-specific DNA binding; DNA-binding transcription factor activity, RNA polymerase II-specific
Source: RefSeq, a predicted model, not a curated record